AUGGGAUCGCUGGGAACAUCGCCAACCGCAAAAGCGAAAUCCCGACCGCGAACGCGGCUGUUCGUCUCUAUCGGGCUCAUCGCAGCCAUCUUAUACCUGCAACUAGUUCAUCUACCCAGCCACCUCUUCAAACAGCCAGAGAGCGUGGUCCGUCUAUCUGAAGCCCAACUCAGGGAUCUCGAGAAAGGACUCCAGAAAUGCAGAGAUGCACAAAGUUCCCUGCGCGACUACCCAUUGACAGCACCCUCGAGGGAGAACCCUCGCUGGAAUCCCAUCAGCGGUCAGAACGCAACCGUGCUGCUGCGAAACGCGACUCUGUUCAACGGCAAGACUUUUGCAUCUGACAAAGUCGACAUCGUAUUUACCAAAGGCGUCAUCACGUCCGUGUCUGCGUCUGCAUCUUCAGAUAUUACCGUCACACCGCAGCACGCAAUCGUGGUCGAUCUGCAUGGCAAAUAUAUCACACCCGGUCUGGUGGAUAUGCAUUCCCAUCAUCUCUCAGUUAGUUGGCCCAGUCUGGCGACUACAGUUGAUGAUAAUGAAGUGCAUCCGGAGACGGGGCCGUUGACCCCGUUCGUGCGCUCGUUGGACGGGAUGAAACCGUACGACACAGCCACGGCUCAGAUUGCGUCUGGCGGGGUUACGUCCUCGCUUGUUCUUCCUGGCUCGGCGAAUAUCAUGGGCGGGGAGGCAUAUCCGGUCAAGAAUAUAGUAGCUCCUGGGGAGAAUGGGGAGGAGGUCAUCGAGGAGAUGCUUCUGGAGUAUGGCAUUCCCAAAAAAGACCGACGGAGGUAUCUGAAGAUGGCUUGUGGGGAGAAUCCGACACGAGUCUAUCAUCACACCCGCAUGGGUAAUGCCUGGAAAUUUCGCCAGCAUAUGGAGCGAGCACAGAAUCUGCUGAAACAGCAGGAUUCCUGGUGUCUCUCCGCUGCUGCCGCAAGAGACACGGCCGAUGGAGCAGCCAUCUCACAGCUUCUACCGGGGAUAUCAGGCAAGGGAGGCUUUCCCGAAGAUCUCGAACUCGACUCAACCGUUGCCAUGCUCCGGGGAAAGAUCAACAUCAACAUCCACUGCUACGAGGUGGAGGAUUUGGAAGACAUGCUCCGUCACAGUGAGGAAUUUGGCUUCCGGAUAUCUGCCUUCCAUCACGCACUGAGCGCGUGGAAGGUCCCGGAACUGAUCAAGGCGAGCGCUCAGAAUAUCACCAUUGCCACGUUUUCGGACUUUGGUCUGUACAAGAAGGAAGCCUACGAUGCCAACCUUUACGCGGGAAAGAUCUUAGCGGAGCAUGGUGUUCCCGUUGCCUACAAGUCGGACCAUGUCCAUGAGGGGACCAGCGCCAAGUACCUACUUCUCCAGGCUGCGAAUGCGCAUUCAUUCGGUCUUCCCGAAGAUCUAGCAUUACAGUCAGUGACGAGCGUGCCGGCCGCGUCGAUGCAGCUGGAUCACCGGAUCGGCUACGUGAAGGCUGGGUAUGAUGCAGAUCUGGUGGUUUGGGAUUCUCAUCCGUUAUCAUUAGGCGCAACGCCGUUGCAGGUGUACAUUGACGGGAGAGCGAUAUUAGAUACGGACAAGGUAAAAGACAGCCUGUCCAAGAAAGUUCCUACAAGGGAAGUCCCGAAAAUACGGCCAACCGUGGAGCAUCAGGAGGAGAUCUGCAAUGCGGUGCAUAAAGCCGAGAAAGUGGUUGUCACCGGCAUUUCCAGAUCGUAUCUUCCUUCGCCUUGGAAGACGGCAGAACCAAGCGAUAACAUGACGAUUGUUCUAGAAGCAGGUAAUGUGUCAUGUCUGGGAAGCUCCAAGGAAUGUGCACAUGCCUACAACACCGACGACACUACAAUUCAACUCCAGGACGGCCAUAUCCUUCCCGGUCUCACAGCCUACACAACUGGACUGGGUCUCGUUGAGAUCGAAGACGAAUCAGAAACAGGCGAUGGCAACGUUGAUGCGGCCAUCGACCCACUGAACCCUGAUAAUGUCAUCUAUGCAAAGUACGGAAUCCACCUUGACGGGCGAUCAUUCGAGAGAGCAAAAAUCGGUGGCGUAACAAGAGCCAUCACUGCCCCAUUGAAGAAGAAGGGAUUCUUGCAUGGCGUCAGCGUUGGUUUUAAAACAGCCGGCAAUUUCACCAACCUAGACGAAGCAAUCUUCCAAGAAGACGUCGCUUUGCAUUUCUCCAUUGGCCAGAUCUCACGGGCGUCGACGUCGACUAUUUCCUCCGCAGUCGCGAAAUUGCGAAAGAUCCUGACGGAUCACAAGAAUAAAGACAACAUCUAUGGCCUCGCUGCGAAAGGAAAGAUACCCCUUUUGGUAGACGUCCAAAGCAAAUAUGACAUCCUCCAGAUGAUCAAGAUCAAGAAAGAUUUUCCAUCAGUGAAUCUCGUUCUUGUCGGCGCCCCCGACGCAUAUCUCGUUGCAGAAGAAUUAGCCAAACACUCGAUCCCCGUCAUUGUUACCUCGCAUCGGGGCCAUCCAGACUCAUUCGAAAAGAGAGACGCCUUAUCCGGCCCGCCUCUCACAAAAUCACUUGUCAGAAUCCUUGACGAGGCUGGAGUUAAGCUUGCUUUGUCGAACUAUGGUGAAGUAGGAGGCGGCUCAUUCAUCCACAAUCUCCUCCACGAGGCAUCAUGGGCUGCUCAAUAUGCCGGUCUCUCAGAUGACCAAGCCGUGAGUCUGGUUUCGAGCAAUCUCGAGGAAAUCCUGGGGUUGAAAAAACCGGCAGAUAUAGUGGUUUACGAGGGGAAUCCGCUCCAGUAUGGAGCCAGUGUUGUCUUGGGAGUGGAUGGGGAUGGGAGAGGAGUGGUUCAAUGUUGGCCUUUUUCGACAUAG
Molecule: messenger RNA, 2829 nt
Organism: Monascus purpureus
Lineage: Eukaryota; Fungi; Ascomycota; Eurotiomycetes; Eurotiales; Aspergillaceae
Source: the annotation of a GenBank genome assembly